UGUCUCCAGAGGCAGGACGGCCUAAUGCAGCGCUCCAUCCGAGAGGUGAACACGUCCAGCCGCUGGUGUGUGCUGUGGGACCUGGACGAGGACACACACUACAGCGUCCAGGUGCAGUCUGUUGGGCCGCAUGGUGACAGCCAACCCAGCCGCGCCGUCCACUUCAGGACUCUGGAGAGGAGUGACCAUUAUCCAGCCGGAGUCCUGGACCACCAUGAACCAGCGAUGGAAGGUCUGGGCAUGACUCCUCACUUACAGACAGGAGAGCUCCUCAUUAUCACCACUGUGCUGCUGCUGUGGGCAGCUGUCAUCGCCCUCUUCUGCCGACAGUAUGACAUCAUAAAAGACAACGACUCCAACAGCACAAAGGACAAAACCAAGAGGCCGCUGGUCCGCGCCACUUCCUCCUACUACAACACUUCAGCCGGCAGCUCACCCAUCUACCACAACGGAGCCGUACGCAGCAGCAGGCUUCACAGAGCCUCCUCCUCCAUCAGCAUUAUUAGAGUCUAGUGAGUUUGGAUGUUUGGUUUUGGGACUCGGCAGCAGCUUACAGUGCGGGACGAGUGGAGCUGAUGAUGUGCAACAGCAAGUGACAUAUGCCUGAGGAACUUUCAAUGGGAUUAUUGUGACAAAUGGGGAAUUUAUAGACCUAGUUGAGAGUCUAAUUUAUUGUAAAAUAUGGGCAAAAGAAGGAGCACUUCAUGCAAAUCUAAUUGAAACGAAAUUGAGGAGUUACACUGUGGAAGAAGUAGAUGACUACUGCUCCCUAGUGGCAGAAGACUGCAGCAUACAGAUGCACAGCGGCCUAUUGCAGUUUUUUGAGCUUUCAGUGAGCUGAUAUGAAAUCAUGUGAACGUAGAAGAGUUCUGCGGAACAGAACGCAUUUUGAACUGUGGCCAAAGUCAUUCUCCUGUCUUUUAUUUCAGUUCCUCUUCUCUCUGAUGUCAGAGACUAAUUGUGAACAUUUGCCAGCAUGUCAGCCAACUGUUGUGCCAAGUCCUGUCAUUUCUAAAGGUCUGUGUGUCAAGAGGAUGUUGCUUUUAUGUUGGUUUUCAGGGCGUUUUAUUGAUAUUUGCUACAAAACAAAAUGACAACCUCCUUUAGUGACUACAGAAUCAAAACUUUUGGUUUAACAUUAAGACCUGUGUGUGUGUGUGUGUGUGUGUGUGCGCGUGGGUGCAUAAUAAAAUGUAGAGUACUAACUACUGUACGAAAUUAAAAGAGUAUAUUAUAUGUAAUUAGAAUAUGUACAU
Messenger RNA from Micropterus dolomieu (smallmouth bass), 1256 nucleotides. RefSeq names its product fibronectin type III domain-containing protein 4-like. The transcript is spliced from 5 exons. Lineage: Eukaryota; Metazoa; Chordata; Actinopteri; Centrarchiformes; Centrarchidae. Gene Ontology annotation, molecular function: protein binding. The annotation marks the transcript as partial. The record is from RefSeq and is a predicted model, not a curated record.